Messenger RNA from Gongylonema pulchrum, 1275 nucleotides. NCBI's taxonomy places the organism in Eukaryota, Metazoa, Nematoda, Chromadorea, Rhabditida, Gongylonematidae. The record is from the annotation of a GenBank genome assembly.
CAACGUGCUGCAGCAACAGCCGCGUCGAAAACUGGUAGGAUUUCUGCUGCUCAGAAAGCGGGCAGUCGUGUUGAUCGGGUACGUGCAGUUAAUCCGUCCACAUCACGAACUGCUUCUGGUUGUGAACAAAACGAUGGAGAAGCGUUGGAAUGCCGAUUAUGCCGCAAAAUGUUGGAGAGCAGAAUCCGCGGCUUCCACAUCCUUUGGCACAUGUCCAAGGAUUUUGGUGUUAAUCGUUAUGCGUGCAAGUUUUGUGAUUUUGGCCAUGAUAGAUCGCUGUCAGUUACAAAUCAUGGAAAGAAGGAGCAUGGCGUUGACGAUUGCGUUGAGGACCGUAUUGAGGAUUACUCAGACGUUGUAAAAAAGGUAUCUGAAUUGUGUUUUGGCCUGCAGUCAACAUUUGCGCAGGAUAAUCGCAAAAAAAGCAAGUCUUCGGAUAAAACAGGAAACGACGAUGGGAUAAAUGAAGAUGCAAAGACGGAUGAAGAAAAACUGAGUACAACGCUUAGUGUGGACGAUAAUGAUCUCAGGAUGCCAUCUGCAAACGAAAUCAAUGAAUUGCCGAGGCCACCAAGACCACGGUCGGAACCACAGCCGCGGGCGUCGACCAACUAUAGUCGUGAUCGUGCGAGAAAAUCAAAAAGUCGUCGUUUUGGAUUUCGGCAGCUAUCGAGAGUCAAACGUAGGGAGGCUGCUAAAUUGCGUGAAAUUAGCCUAAUGUUGGGUGGCUCACAGUAUGUAAAAAGACGCCAGUCAAGUGAAGCAGCGCUGUGUCAGGGCAACCAGUUGAGGGAUUUGGUGGUGAAGCACAUCCGCGACGUGCACAGUAGCUGUCGGCAUCCCAUCGAUGAAAGAAUGAAAUAUCGAGUUCAGAUCAAAGAAAUUAUUCGCCAGUGCUACCCGUCCUAUUUUGUUGAUGCGCCGAUACCCAGUGACAGUGCUAUUGAAAAACUGAUGAGAAGCAUAGCAAAGGAAAGCGAAUUGCAUGAAAGCGUCUUCGGACAGAUAACUGGUGGGCAGGUGGAGAAUGCGCCGGAACUGGAAGGGCCUUUGUCUUUGGAUGAUGACGUACUGGAUCACAGGAUUUAUGAAACGGACGAAGCACAGGAGUAUUUUGCGGAGAGCAGUUUUGCUGGAAGGUGCAUCAAAGGUGAAGCCGAUGGCAUAAGUACCCUUCAGGUAUGUCCUUCAAAUGGAUUACGCCUUACUGAACUGACUAUUAUCAUCUUAGUUGUCAAAAAUAGAUUUUUUUUACUUUUUGUUCGGAAGAAAUGA